GUGGCUUUAAUGUCUGAUGUUUUUUCCUCUGUGACCGACAGGGAUCGCUAAAAGACAAGUGAGGACGCAAGAACAUGAAAGUGAAACCGAAAAGCAGACAGGUCUUCAGCACUAAAUCCAGAGGAAGAACUAAGUCAGAGUAACUGCGUCAUGAAGUUUAUCACAGACAUCACUAUCAUCAUUGAUGAAGCUGAUUACACAGAGCCUGGAAGAUUAAGGAAGAUUCUUAAAUCUUACAGUGCUGAGAAAGAUGGUUCCUGCUACAGAGUGGGAGGAACCUUUGAGGAACUGGAAGACCUUUCAGUCAGACUAUCAGCAGUAAAACAUUCCAUCAGUUCUGCCACACAUGGUCAGCUAGAUGCUUCAACUCAUAUCAAAUCGAUUGAUGUAUCUGUGGUUGUUAUGACCUACAUUCAGCAAAAAUGUGCAAAAGAACUCAACAAAAUUCAAGGGAACAGUUUUGUCUUUGAAACCCAGCCAGAACAUAGAACAGUGAACAAUAAUCCCAGUGGCACAGUGCAGGUGAUUAUAAGACAACAGGGUGUCUCAGCACACCCUGUUCAUGCUGAUUAUGUCAGACAAAGAUUCAUCACAUUCUACCAGAGAACUGCCUCUGACCUGCAGGUCACUUCUGUCCCUGUGAUUCCACAACAACUGAAAGACCUGCAGAUGAGGUUUCCCAAAAUCCUUUUUAAACCCAGCCACGGAUAUCCAGAAACAGCUACAGGGCCCUUUCUGCACAUUGCUCAAUUGAAGAAGUUCCUUUUACAAAAUACACAACGUUCAAGCGAGAGUCCAGUGAACAAAGGUUCAACAGAAACCCCAAGCAGUAGAACCUGGGGUCCUCAGCCUAUACAAGACAAAGAUCCUGAAGAUGAAUUAUGUCCAAUCUGUAUGGAGCCAAUAGCGAUUAAGGAGAAGCAAACCCUGCAGUGCAAGCAUUCCUUCUGCAAAGACUGUUUUCAAAAAGCUUAUAAAUAUAAGCCUGUGUGCCCCACAUGUGGAAAGAUAUAUGGUACUUUGACAGGGACACAACCUGAUGGAGGCAAAAUGAAAACCUACAGAAACAGCUCGUCUUUACCUGGAUAUGAGAAAUAUGGAACAAUUACUAUCCACUAUGACGUUCAAAGUGGCAUCCAAGAGGAGGAGCAUCCUAAUCCUGGUCAGCCAUUUGAAGGUGUAUUCCGCACGGCCUAUCUCCCAGACUCCUCAGAGGGCAGGAGGAUCCUGGGACUGUUGAGACGUGCCUUUGACCAGAGACUCAUCUUCACUGUGGGUCGCUCCACCACCACUGGCAGGAACAACAUAGUCACAUGGAAUGAUAUUCACCACAAAACUUCAACACACGGAGGACCAACUUGCUAUGGAUACCCAGAUCCUGACUACCUCAGCCGAGUUGGAGAUGAACUGAAACUCAAGGGAAUUGACUGAGUUUCUGUAGAGUUUUUUAUCACAUGAAUAGACUAACAAGCUCAUGUCAUCUGUUAAAUUACAAUAUUAUCUCUUCAAAGUUAUGUAUAAACAUCUCCCAUCUAAAAACCCACAUAUAAAACAAAACAUAAGACUAUAUAGAAGGUAUAAUUAAUGUUAUUUUAAUAUCAUUUGAUGUUUAAUAAAUAAUGACAUCUCACAUUUAUCAACCACAGCUUCAGAUGUUAAAUUUUCUGUGCUGAUGACAGCCAGGGCCAAUAUGUUUUGUUUUUUCCGUCCGUCCUAUUCUUGUGAACGCGAUAUGUCAAGAAUGUCUUAUGGGAAUUUCUUCAAAUUUGACAUGAAAAUUCACUUAAAGGUGACCUGAUAGAUUUUGGUGGUCAAAGGUCAAGGUCACUAUGGCCUCACAAGUAAAUUAGUCGGUGAAAGUGAUAUCUCCAGAACACCUUGAGGGAAUCAUUUCACAUUCGGCACAAACAUUUCGUUGGACAUAAAAAUUUACUUAUUUGAUUUUGGUGGUCAAAAGGUCAGGAUCACUUGAGUUUACAUUGUUGUGAGUGUCCGAGGGGACAUACAUCAUUACAUCUGUAACAAUUCACUUAGUCACAGAUGAGCUGAUCGAUUUGGGUGGCUAUAGGUCAGGGUCACUGUAACAAAACCAGUUUUUGGUCUUGUGAAUGCAACAUCUUAGGAACUUUUUCUUAAAAUUUGGUUAAAACAUUAAUUUGGCCUGAAAGAUUAGAUUUAAAGGUCAUUGUGGCCUCAUAAAACAUCUUUUUGGCUUCUUUGACAGGAUAUGUCAAGGUCAUGUCUGACUUAAGGUAAUAUCUUUAUAAUUUAUCAGCGGUCAGAGGUCAUGGUAAUUGGAAAGAAAAAAAUAUUUAGACUGAAAUGCACUGGUGGACAGAGGCAUACAACCCAUUUCGCAGAUUUCUCUCAUAAUUCCUUAUUCCUUCUUUUUUUUUAUCUAUACUGUUUGAUACUAUAGAAAUGAUAUUUGGAAAAUGAAUGGCUAAAUCUACUGGUCUGUUUAAGGUAAAACUUUAGAAUGUGUAAGCUGUGUAAUAUAUUAAAUAACACAAAGCCACCAUUAUUUUUUUGUUAUAUGGUAACUUGUGUGUCUAAUGUUUUUAAGUUCAUUGUAUUUAUUCACAGCAUGUGGAUACUGGUUAAAUGAUUUGGUGUUGAGUCGAAAGGAUUUUACCAUGAGUCCUGUCAGCUGUAUUCCACUGAAGCAUAUAUACCUUACCUGAAACCCAGGUAUACUUGUUUGGGUGAAUUGCUGUGUUGCUGUGCCGCCAGUGUCCUUGGUGUUGGUUUCAGCUUAUGUCAGAAUUAGAAUCAGAAUUCUUUUAAUUGCCAAGUAUAUUUACACAUACAGAAAAUUGCCUUGGUGUGGUUGGUGCAUUGGACAUAAAACAACAAUAUAAACAUCUUGACAAAUGGACCCGGACAGAAAUGAAACCAUAUUUAUUGUGCACAUAGAUAGAUAGAUAGAUAGAUGGAUACUUUAUUAAUCCCGUGGGAAAUUCAGAUCAUUGAGUAGCUUGUACACUUCACUGACAUACAUACAUAAAUAACAUAUGGAGAACAUAUUUACAGAUACCUGCCUUUAUUCACUUCUCUUUGGACUCUGACAGGGGGAGGAUCAUGAUUUCAGUGAGUGUGGUGAAAUGAUCCCAAGUGGCUUGAGCUUUGUAAGUAAAAGGACAAAGUUUGAUGCUGAACUUGCAUGUUUUUUAAGAUAGUGGUAGGUCAACAGCUGCUAAUGUAACAAAAAAUUAAAUAUAAGAUUUAAUUUGUUUGGUAAAUAAGGUUACAUUGAAACCCUGCAAAACUAUUUGCGCACACACAAUGCUCACAGACCUAUGUCCUUAUAAAAUCAAUAAAUUAGCUUAAGGGUCAAGAAUGUUCAAAUAUAAUGAAAAUCUGUUGUGUGAUUAGACCCUUCCAAACCCUUGGUUUAUUGUAUAGGGUCAAAGACAAAAACAGAGUAGAGGUCCCAUUUAUUUAGGUAUCAUAAAUAAUCUCUCAUAUUCAAACCACUACUUCAGGUGAUUUUCAGUUGCAUAAACCUGUUGGUCAGCCCUUCUCCCACAAUGGUUGGCUGCAUCACUCACCCUUUACCACAUCCAUCAGAAGGAGGUUAUCUGUCAUCAGCCAUGUCUUACACAAAAUCCAUGAGCCUAAAUUGCAAAAAUUGUGUUUAAACAGAACAGUUCAACAAAUCUGAAAAGAAAAUGCAUACAAUUAUUUGAGGGAACGUGGAAUUAAGAGCAAAGUAUUGUGAAAAGCCGGGGGACAUGUUUCAGAGUUCAAUAUUUUGAAAGAUGGUGUAGUUGUAACAUGUCCUUGGAGUUUGUCUGAUAAAAAUACAUUGUGUAUAAAUCCA
This is a messenger RNA of Pleuronectes platessa (European plaice), 3823 nucleotides long. RefSeq lists its product as uncharacterized. The transcript has 4 exons. NCBI's taxonomy places the organism in Eukaryota, Metazoa, Chordata, Actinopteri, Pleuronectiformes, Pleuronectidae. The record is from RefSeq and is a predicted model, not a curated record. The coding region runs from base 151 to 1431 and encodes 426 amino acids. Gene Ontology annotation, biological process: protein ubiquitination; Notch signaling pathway.